AUGGACGGAUCAGAUGCAUCUAAUGGCGGAGGAGGCGAUAAUCCUUCGGGCAAGCGAAAGGAGUCCGGCUUUGUGGCGUCCAUUCGUCAGGCUUGGACGGGGAGCCUGCAGAAAAUGAAGAAACGCAAAUUCGGUGCUGAUGGCGAUGGCGGUAAGAUUCAGCCAUCAGAGCAGGAGCAGGCCAAUACUCCGCCUACGUCACGAAAAAAGCGUGCCUUCCGCACGCGCACAUCGGAGGAGCAAGAAGAGGUGACCUCUGCCUCAUCCACCACGUCUUCCUCCUCGUCUUCUGCAUCUUCUUCGCGCAGCCGCACCCGGCAGGAGGUGGUCGCCGAAGCGCGCCAGUCCGUGACGGACAAGAAGAGGAAGCUCGAGGCCCUGACGGCCUUCCUGGCGGCACCCGCCACGACGCCCGCCAAGGCAUUGGACGAGCCCAGUCCUACUCCCUCCGCCGGCACGAAGAAGAAGAAGCCCAAGAAGCCCAAGAAGAGCAAGAAGCAGAAGCUGCUGCACCACUCCAACACUGGCAGCUCCAACCCCUCGGUGGACCUCUUGGCCGCCCAGCUCAAGACCAAGGUGGCGUGCUGGGACCUGCGCGACUUCCUGCUGUGGCUCUACGCCGUGCAGGCCAAGCCCUCGCCGGCGGUGUUCUUCAGCAACCCCGCUACCUUGCCCACCACCGUGAUGGUCGUUAUUCGAUCGCUUGGCCAGGCCGAGCUCAUCAAGCACAAGGGCCUGCUCAAGAACAUGCUGACCACAGAAGAAGGCGGCGUCUUCCAGAAGGCGACGGCCUUCAAUGCUCCGGGCAGUAAGUACCGCGUCUUCGAGACGGUGGCCACCCUGAUCCUCACGGAUGCGAACCUGCAGAAGAAGAUGUCCACCUCGCAGGCCAAGGAAGUGGAGAAGGAGGUCGCCGUUCUGCUUCAGGAGCAGUACCAAGAGCUGGUGAGCAAGCUGCCCGACCCGACGGACAGGGCCAGCCUGUUCGAGGAGUUCAUCGCCACGCAGGAGGAGAUGAAGGCCAGCCGGUUCCCCAUCUACAAGGUGUCGAAGCGAGAGGACUGGCUGACGGGCUCGUCGAACCGGCCUCCGCCCAACUUGUCGCUGUUUGUGCGACUGCCCAAGAAGAUGGAGAAGAAGGAGGGCGUGAAGCGCAAGCACCUGCCCAUCGUCGCCAUCGACUGUGAGAUGUGCCUGACGGAAGAUGGCCACGAGCUCACUCGCGUCAGUGUCAUCGACGACAACUACAACGUGCUCUAUGACCAACUGGUCAAACCGCACAAGCCCAUCACCGACUACCUGACGCGGUGGAGCGGAAUAACCGAGGAGAUGAUGACCGGCGUCACCACUCACCUGGAGGACGUUCACAAGGCCUUCCACGACCUGGGCAUUACCAGGAAGACGAUCAUCGCCGGCCAUUCGGUGGAGAACGAUUUGCUGGCGCUUCGGCUGUUUCACAAGAGGGUCAUUGACACCACGAUGCAUUUCCCUCACGCCAACGGGCCGCCGUUCAAGAAUUCCCUGCGCUACCUGACCGAGAAGUUCCUCAAGCGGCUCAUUCAACAAGGUCACGACGGCCAUUGCAGUGUGGAGGACGCCAAGGCGGUCAUGGAGCUGAUUCUGCUGAAGGUGGCACAAGCCGGGGUGCACGUCAGCAAGAGCGGAGACGUGGAAGUGUCGGACAAGGACGACGGCGAGAACCUCUUCAUCAAGGUGCGGAACGCGAACAGGAAGGUGACCGUCAUCGAUCGCCUCGUCGCCCUGCAGAGAUACGUCCCGCCCCAGCGCACCCGAGGCCCGGCCGAUGCCUUCAUGCCCAGCCCCAGCAAGCUCGCCAAGGCCGGCGACGGGCUUCUCCCCACCCCCACCGCACUCCUUCCCCUGCCGUCAUCGUCGUCGUCGUCGUCUUCUUCUUCGUCGUCAUUCGUGCCGCCGCCCAACCUGCUCACCACCUGCGCCUGCAACACCGACGAAGAGAUCGUGGACCGACUGACGGCGCACCUGGGCAGCGACAGUCGGGCGGACUUCAUCUUCACCCAGCUCCACACCUUUGAGGACCACUUUGCCAGCUGCGCGCGACAGUCAGGAGGCUCUGCAGCUGGUUCGGGUGGACCCCCGCCGCCCCCGCCGGGCUCGUUCGAGAAGCACCUGGCCGACAUCGACCAACGCGUGGGCCGCAUCUACGACGCGCUUCCACCCAACGGUCUUCUAAUGGUGGUCACCGGCCGCGGCCCCAUCGUGGACGUGUUCAGGCUGCAAAGGGAGAAGAAGGACGAGGGUCCCGCGUGGACGCCGGAAAGGGAUCGCACGCUGCAGGAGGCCGUGGAGUGGGCGCGGAAGGGCCGAACCUUCUGGGCCGUCAAGCCGCCCAGCAGCAGCAGCAGCGACGAAGCCGCCACAACCACAACAACAACAGCGGAGAAGAGUGAGUAG
Molecule: messenger RNA, 2433 nt
Organism: Acanthamoeba castellanii str. Neff
Lineage: Eukaryota; Discosea; Longamoebia; Acanthamoebidae
Product: exonuclease
Exons: 11
Coding region: 1-2433 (810 amino acids)
Cellular component (GO): nucleus
Molecular function (GO): nucleic acid binding; exonuclease activity
Source: RefSeq, a predicted model, not a curated record